CCUCAUCGGAGUUAAGAUGCAACGACGUGAGACGGAAGAUCUCAAAGUGGUCUGUGUGCCCCUUUCAAAGAUUGAUUGCCUCACCGAUUGAGUCAAUGGCAAGGUCCUGCGGGGUGUCCGGUUCUGAGCCCCUCCAGCCGACAGCGCUUGAGGCCACUCACACCGUCAUAUUUCGAUCGCUUUCCACGAGCGUGACAUGGCUUCACCUGAAAACUAUCUCACUCACAAACCUUUUGCACGCCAAUCUGCCCCUACAACCUACACAGAGCACACAGGUCGCUUCAUCUGAUAUCGCUUCAUCCAGCCCCACAGCAUCCAUUGAAUCAUCUCUUUGUUAUAAACAUUUCCAAAUUCACCCACAUACUUACCGCAAAGAUGGCUGAUUGGGAUACUGUCACCAAGAUUGGUAGCCGAACCCAGGGUGGCAGUGGUGGUCCGCGCGAGACGGUGGUGCGUAGUCAGGCUGCCCUCAACGCCGCGCGACGCAGCGGAGGUCCCAUCUCUACCGAGAAGAAGUAUGCUACGGCUCAAACUGCUGCUGCUGGAACCGGAGGUCAACGUCUGACCAAGGUCGACCGCUCCGACGACAUAAUCAAGCCCCAGACUGUGGGCAGGGCGGUCGGAGAUGCAAUCGAAGCUGCACGGAAAAAGUUUGAGCCUACGAUGACCCAGCAACAACUAGCCACGAAGGCCAAUGCGAGUCUCUCUAUCGUCAAGGCCAUGGAGGACGGUUCGUCGGCACCUGACCAAAAGGUGCUUGCUUCGUUGGAACGUGUCCUCAACGUCAAGCUUCGAGGAAAGGACAUUGGCCAGCCGAGAUUUGCGAAAAAGUCUUAGAUGGUCUACCUGUAACGAGGACAUGGCUGUAGGCGAUACGGCGGCUGCAAAGUCGGUGAUGGACUUCCAGCUUGUUGUUGGACAGUGAUGUUGAGUCUUGAUUCAGUCCUUGGGCACAUGGUAGUGGUACAGGAGAACAGCAGUUUGCGCUGGUAUAUCUCUGAAUUGCUAGUAGUUACUUCGGAGUACCUUACAGUGACGCAUCGAAUGAAACAAAGGCAUUACUGUUACUACGCUGAGCAUCAAAGACAAUGCGCGUUCCUGAGUACGUCCGCAUGGGCUGUCGAGAAUGAUUGAUUUCAUUGUGAACAACUCGAUUCUGAAAGAAGUUUUCAAUGUGUUGUACAUGUCUAUUAGACAUGAAGUGGAAGCUAUCAUGGCUGUACGUACUGGUUGCCAGUUAUUGGUUCACGAUAAUCAGGAUUAAUUGCAUAGAACAUCCAGUAUAUUCAAACC
Molecule: messenger RNA, 1293 nt
Organism: Truncatella angustata
Lineage: Eukaryota; Fungi; Ascomycota; Sordariomycetes; Amphisphaeriales; Sporocadaceae
Product: multi protein-bridging factor 1
Exons: 2
Coding region: 376-837 (153 amino acids)
Cellular component (GO): nucleus
Molecular function (GO): DNA binding
Source: RefSeq, a predicted model, not a curated record